Molecule: messenger RNA, 10898 nt
Organism: Homarus americanus (American lobster)
Lineage: Eukaryota; Metazoa; Arthropoda; Malacostraca; Decapoda; Nephropidae
Gene: Pi4KIIIalpha
Product: phosphatidylinositol 4-kinase alpha-like
Exons: 37
Coding region: 51-6311 (2086 amino acids)
Biological process (GO): phosphatidylinositol phosphate biosynthetic process; phosphatidylinositol-mediated signaling
Cellular component (GO): plasma membrane; cytoplasm
Molecular function (GO): 1-phosphatidylinositol 4-kinase activity
Source: RefSeq, a predicted model, not a curated record
UGAAGCUGCUUCAUUCAAAGUUCAGUGAAGCAGAGAUGUAAAUACAGAGGAUGACACUAGAAGACCAAUGUCACCAAUCUUUCUUCAGCAAGAGUGUCCUACAGCUUGCCAGAACACUUGCCAAAAUAAAUCCUACGCCAUAUGAACAGGUAGAAAAGUUAUUGGCACUCUGUCCACUUGAGAGUCAUGGAGGAGUAUUUCGAGUGGACCAACGCAGCCAGGAUGCAGUUGUUGCUGUUGGUGUAUACCUCUUGGAGUCUGGCCAGCAGCACCAGACACUCAUCCUCCAGUAUUUACUCAGACUUCUUCGUGCUCUUCCCAAAGCUGUUUGGCUGGAUGAGAAACGGAUAUACCCAACUGAUCGUAUGCCAGUUGCUGAGCGUUUCAGUUUCCUGCUGACAACUCUGCUGACUGAUGUUGCAACCAACAGUGAAACUGUGAGGGAGGAUAUUAUUGCUACCCAAGUUGAAGUACUUUCAACACUAACAAAUGUUAUUACUAGGGCUGCUCGUGAUGACCAGCUACGUUCAAGUAAUGGAAAAUUUUCCUUGUGCCGUGGGACGGUGCCCGUCUUGCUGGGUCUGGCUCGGGCACUUGGCCGCUCUACCUCAGGGGUGCCUCUUUUUCUACAGAUCUUUCCUGAGCCAGUUAUCCCAACUUCAGUUCCUGCUGAGCCCCCACAAAUGACAAAGAAGAAGAGUUUCAUCAAUUUUCGUCCCAUUAUUCCUCGAUCUCUCUCCUCAACACUACCCUCGUGUUCUGAUGUUGUCUCUCUUGUUAGUGUGGACAGUGACCGAGAUGUUGGAUUGCGCAUGCCAGGAGGUCCAGGGAAGCGGCCCUCUCUGCAGUCUCAACAAUCAGUUCCUUAUGAUACAAAAGUAUAUUUUUUUCAAAAAUACGGAUCAAGCUUUGGAGCAAAUUUUCCCCAACUAGCACAGUAUGACCACACACUAGUAUUCCCUGUACAGCAUCUACAGACUGUUCUCUCAAAUGCUAAGAAGCUGCUGGCUAAAGAAGUUUUAACAGUAUUGGAUGAAAUAGCCUCUGAAGUUUUUGCAUCCUGCCAGGUGAAGAUGUUUCCAUACCGCAGUGUUCGGGAGACAUUGAAUCUAGUGAUGGUUACGCUACUUAGAGAACUUCUUGCAUAUGAAAAAGAUCUUCCUGUGCCAUUCACCCGAGAUGUGCAGGACUUUGUGAAAGGUCUUUUCCUGUCAGGUCAGACUGAAUUAGCUGUGCAACAAAGUGAGAGUGGAGAAAAGAGUGAUCUUAACAAGAAAAUUCCAUCAAUCAACCCCUACAGGCUCAAUGUCCAGGCUAAUGCUGCCUGUAUUGAUCUUUUGGUGUGGGCCAGUACUGAUGAGUCUGAGGCGGAGAGUUUGUGCAAUCGACUGACUGAGAAGGCAAAUGUCCCUCAUGGUCACCGCCUGGUUCUUGCUCAUAUGCCUUUGCUGCUGGUGUGUCUAGAGGGCUUAGGUAAACUUGCUGAAAAGUUUCCAAAUAUUGCUGGGACAUGCAUUAACUACCUUCAGGAUUUCCUAGUUAGUCCAUCACCCAUCCUCUUAAAGCUCCACCGUCAACAGUCUGACUUCCUGACCCCACAUCAGGGCAACUUAACUGUAAAAGUUACUGGAGACACGAGCAACAGGCCAGUGUCAGCCUCGGCAGCAGCAUUUGAGAGACUGAGAGAUACGGCCAUAGAGAACUUGUGUAUUGCACUCAAGUCAGGACUGACAGUAGAUGCCAACACUGUGCUUGCUUUUAUAUCCUCAAUAUCCAGUAGAGAAAAAGCUGGCUAUGAUCGUCUACCAGAAAGUGAUAAUAUUGUAAUAUCACACAAUGUGGUGGUGGCAUUAGGCCACGUGGCUGUGGCACUGAAGGAUUCUCCUCGUACCACUGAAACCAUCCUUCACCAGUGUCUCCUCCAGCGCUUCUGCCGCCCUCCAUCCAACCUGGAUACACUAAUUGUUGACCAGUUAGGCUGUAUGCUUUUGGCAAAGAAUGAUCCCAAGGUAUAUGAUGAGAUAAUGGAGCAGUUCAGUAAAAUCAUCAUAGAAGCAAGCAGUGGCACGUACGGAAUUGGUGCAGUUCAAGACCAGCGCAUGAAGCAGUAUAGACAUGUUGCUACUGCUGUACAUAAUGCAUUAGCAAAUAUCUGUGCCAACAUACAAGGAGAAGCUGAGAUGGAUAAGUUGUUAAUGCGUUUAUUGGAACUGUUCGUCAAGCUUGGGUUGGCAGCAAAACAAAACUCAGAAAAACAUCCAGCUGUGUUGAAGGCAUCUAGCAGUGCAGGAAACCUUGGAGUGUUGAUCCCUGUGAUAGCGGUGCUAGUGCGACGUGUGCCUCCAAUAAAAGAACCCAAACCACGUCUGUUGAAGCUGUUCCGAGACUUCUGGUUAUUCUGCAUUGUUAUGGGCUUCACACAGCAGGAGUCUGGGUUGUGGCCUGCAGAUUGGCAUAUGGCUGUCUGUGACAUUGCAGUGACUUCUCCUCUCUUGUUGUCCCACACAAAGCAUCGUUCAGAGAUGAAGGAACUCAAGUAUACCUAUGCAGUGCGGGAUGAUUCUGUUUCAGUUAGUGAAUUAAAUGAGCUACGACAGCAAAUUCUGAGUCUACUUGAACACACUGCUGACGUUACACAGAUUAUCAAUAAAUUUUCAUUUGCUCAGUGCAUUUAUGUUCUUUCUGUCUACCGUGUAGAAGCCCUCAGGGUGAGAAGUUCUCCAGAAAUCAACUUUCAACCCAUGUUUGGUUACCUGCUUGAUCCAGUCAUCCAGAAUGACAAGUAUGAUAUGUGGACAUGUAUUAACAGAGUGAGCGAGAAGGUGUUUAGCAUUUUUCUGGAGCAGGUGAGUCAUCGGCCACGAGAUGAACGUCAGGAGAAGCUUCUUGUCUUACAUGCACAGUUUCUGUUGACCCAUUUUAAUCAUACUCAAGUCCAAAUUCGGCGAGUGGCUGACAAACUGCUCUCCAAGCUGGUUGACAGAUUCCCUCUCCUUUUAUGGAAUGGGAAUGUGUUACGGACACUGCUGGACAUCUUACAAGUUUUGGGCUACUCACUACAACUGGAUCCCAAUGAUGCCAACCCAACCAUACCCAUUCCAAAUACUCCAUUCAGCAUUACCCUCAUGGACACUCUAGAAGCAAGGGAGCGUACAGUGAGUGACUUUGCUGCAAGAUGUCAAGGAAUUCUGCAAGAGGCUAUGAAGUGGGCUCCUGAGGCUACCCGUUCACAUCUGCAGAACUACCAAACACACCUUGACCAGAAUAAUCUGUAUACUCACUCAGGCCUGGCACUGGCCACUGAGUCUGUCUUACAGUAUGCUGGCCUUGGCACUUCUGUUUCAUGCGGCUAUUCCACUUUGGAUAAACGGCAUAAGGGAAUGAGUGAUUUGACAUCAUCUUUCAUGAAGUCUCUCAGCCUGAGAACCCAUUACCAGGGAGAAAUAUCAGGGCUACUACUUAUGGUCUCAGAUGAAGAUCAGAGAGAUAAAUUGGUGUCCAAACUUUUGGGAGAUAUUAAGAUAGCUUGUGAUAACAAGAGUGAAAUAGACUUCAGACAAGGCCUUUGGAGAGCAACUGGUCUCCUGAUUGCAACCAAAGGUAUUCACCGUAGACUAUUGCGUUGUGUGUGUACAUCGUGCUUAAACCUCUUUACGGAGGAUGCAAUGGAUAACAGCACAGCUUGUUGGCAAUGGAUCCUAUCAGCACGCCAUGACCUGACCUUACCCUUCAUGCAAGAGAUGAUCUCCGCGUGGCAGGAUAGUGUAGAUCGUCGAUUAGGUCUGUUUUCACGACAGCCAGAGGAAGUGAACCCUCUGGCAGCUUAUGAAGGCUGUAAGUUAGAGCCACACGUCCCUCAGGUUGGAGCCCAUGAUCUGUGGAUAAAGUUCAUCAGUGAGCGCAUUGAGAUAGCCAAAUAUGACAGUGAUGCUCAAGUGGCCAUGUUCGCCGGCAUGUUUCACCGUACACUACACAUGACUGUGGGCAACCCAGACUCUAAGAUCAACCGUCAUAUUGGUGCCCUUGGCACCCGUUUCCGCCUCCUCUCAUGUGCACUCACUUUGAUUCAAGGUGAUGCUAUUCCUAAGUCAUUGAGCAAGAAUGUAUUAAGAGAGAGAAUCUACUGCGCUUGUUUGGACUACUUCUGUGCUGCUCGUGGCUGUCCCACCCAGCGGGCAGGGCGCCUACAGGAUGACAUUAAUGCUCUUCUCAAUUUCUGGAAUUCACUUCAUGCUGACAAAAAAUAUUUGAAAACUAGUAUAAUUGGAGACUUCACAUCCUAUCAGUAUGGCGGAGGCGCUUCACUCUCACCAUCAGUUGCCUCAGAUCUACGCUCCACCUCGGGUGAAUUUGUAAUGACUAAUGGAUGGAUCAAUACUGUCCCUCUCUCAUCUAACACAUCCACUCUCUCUAAAAGAUCAACACGUAGUAAGAGACUUAUCAAUCCAGACAUUUAUGUCAAAGAUUACCUGAAGAAGAGAGCCCUGAUACUGUCCCUGUUGGCUGUUGAAAUUCAGACUAUGAAAGUAUGGCUUCAGACACCUCGGCCAGCAGGACAAGGUGGAGAGGUUAGCACUCCUCAGGAAGAAGCUCUUGUCAAGUGGCUGUCAGGUGGCUUCAACAGUCCUAAGGCAUGGAGUGGCAACACAAAUCUAGCAUGGAAUAUAUCUCCUGCAUUAGCUCUAUUUUUACCCACAAGGAUUCACAAUGUACAAGGACUGGAUGCAGAAAUCAGCCACUUGGUACGGGACAAUCCCAUUGCUGUUAGUCACUUGCCAGAUGCCCUGCAGUACUUGGCUACCUCAGAAAAUAUUCUCUCUGACAUUCCAGAGCUGAACUACAUGUUGACGUGGGCACCAGUGCCACCUGUGAAGGCUCUGGCUUAUUUCUCACGCCAGUUCUCACCACAUCCACUGACAGCGCAGUAUGCUGUUCGGGUCCUCACCAGUUAUCCCCCAGACACGCUGCUCUUCUACAUUCCUCAGUUAACUCAAGCACUUCGCUAUGACACUAUGGGUUAUGUUACUGAAUUGAUCAAAUUAGCAGCUAAGAAGUCACAACUGCUUCUCCAUCAGCUGAUAUGGAACAUGGAGACCAACAAGUUCAGGGAUGAGGAGGGUCAUGAGAAAGACAAUGAUUUGCAUGAAGUAAUUGAAAAUCUUGAGAAGGUAAUGCUAGCAAAUUUGUCGGGACCAGCAAAGCAAUUCUACGAGAGAGAGUUUGACUUCUUUGGCAAAGUUACUAACAUAUCUGCUAUUAUUAAGCCAUAUCCUAAAGGGCAAGAGAGAAAGAAGGCAUGCUUGGAGGCUCUACAUGAUAUCAUAGUCCAGACAGGCUGCUAUUUGCCAUCGAAUCCGGAGUCUGUCAUCCUAGAUAUUGACCGCAAGAGUGGAACACCAAUGCAAAGUGCUGCUAAAGCUCCAUACCUUGCACGAUUCCAAGUGUGUAAAUGUGGAAUAAGUGAACUGGAGAAGCAGGGAAUGGCAGUCAGUUCAGGCCAGGAAGUCAGCACCAGCAUUGGCCCUGUAGUGUGGCAAGCAGCCAUUUUCAAGGUUGGUGAUGAUGUGCGGCAGGACAUGCUUGCUCUCCAAGUCAUCUCCAUCUUCAAGAAUAUAUUCCAAACUGUUGGACUUGACUUGUUCCUCUUCCCAUACUGUGUUGUUGCUACCUCACCUGGGUGUGGUGUGAUUGAGUGUGUACCCAAUGCCAAGUCUCGGGACCAACUUGGACGUAGUACUGACACUGGUAUGUACCAGUACUUCCUGGAUCUCUAUGGAGAUGAAAACUCCCACAAGUUUCAACAAGCGCGUACAAAUUUUGUCAAGUCAAUGGCAGCAUAUUCACUGGUAGGAUUUCUGCUACAAAUUAAGGACAGACACAACGGAAACAUCAUGCUAGACACUGAUGGCCACAUCAUUCACAUUGAUUUUGGAUUUAUGUUUGAGAGUUCUCCUGGUGGUAACUUAGGGUUUGAGCCAGAUAUUAAACUGACAGAAGAAAUGGUGAUGGUAAUGGGAGGAAAGGUUGAAGCAGCUCCCUUCCAGUGGUUUGUUGAGCUCUGCAUUAAGGGAUAUCUGGCUGUCAGACCUUAUCGAGAAGCAAUUGUUUCUCUGGUGUCUCUGAUGCUGGACACAGGACUGCCAUGCUUCAGGGGCCAAACUAUCAGACAGCUGCGCUCACGCUUCACUCCUCAGUCAACUGAAAGGGAAGCUGCUGAAUAUAUGCUGAAUAUUAUCCAACAUUCACACCUUAGCUGGCGAACAAAAGCAUAUGAUCGACUUCAGUACCACCAGAAUCAAAUUCCAUAUUAGAAUGGUUUGUUUUUAUUUUUUAUUUUUUAAGUGAAAAGUUAUAGUAAAGUAGUCUAAUAUUCUUAGAAUUGUUUUUCCUAUACAGGUAUUCCCAGCUAUAUGAAUGUUCAAGACACGAAAAUUCACUUAUUUUAAUUUCCUGAAUUACCACCUCUUUUUCAUAUUACCAAAGCUUUCCCUACUUAUACGAAUUUGGGUCCUGGCAAAAAUUCAAAUCACACACCCCCAGGAGUCAGCUGGGAAGGCCACAUCCUCCUAACAUUCUCUCUACCAGGCUGAAGCAGAUUUUUUAUUAUUUUUUUAAAUUUCGAAUUUCAGGUAGAAAAACAUAACUUUAUUAAUAUAUUUUUAUAUUCAGCUACAUGCACACACAUUCCUACAUACAGAAUUAAAAAAAAUAUAUAAGGUCAAAAACAUAAGGGAAUAAACAUCUCUUUGUGAACCAGCCAGAGUUAGCAGGAUGAGCUGAAAGAAGUUAUGUUAUAGUUACUGUAUUAUUCAACUCAUAAUUUCAGGUAGAUAAACCUAACUAUCUUCACUUUUUUUUUUUUUUUUUUUAUAUAUAUACUUGGUUAGAUGCUCACAUAAUCCUUCAAACAUAAUGUACAAAAAAAUGAAAGUAAAAUAAAUAACUAGCAUAAGGUCAAAACAUUUCUUUGUGUGUGAGAGGUGGAGGGGGAGUUGCCCAGGGUUGGGAGGGGGAGCAUCCCCAGCUGGGCUGGGUUGUUAUGGUGAGGCUUGAAGGCGGCCAUGAGUGACAGCCAGUAUCUAUGCAAAUGGAGGCUGUGUUAAACUUUUGAUAUAGCUUUUCGUUAAUAGGUUUAGCUCAUAUUUUCAUCUAAAUAGUAUUUUAUUGUUUUUAAUGUGUUAGUUAGUAAAUUACAGUAGUUGCAUACUACAGUAUUUAUCAUUAGUUAGGUAAGUUUAUUUGUUGUUCAGGUACUUAUUUCAUGUUUCUGGAGUAUGAUAUUGGAAUUUUCUUGUUAUUGGGAACCAAAUCCUAGUUUUUCCAUUAUGUUCUUUUAUUUUCUACACAAAAAUUCACUUGACAAAUGGUUUUUCAGGAGCCUAACCCAUUCGUAUAACGAGGGAUACCUGCAUGUGGAAACCAUUACAGUUCUCUCCCAACUCUCAGAGUAGAAAUGUUAUUCUACCUAUGUAUUGUAAGUUCUCUAAGUCAUUCCAGAUUUGUGAUAUGUUGAGUACUGCAAUGGUAAUAUUGUAUUGAAAAAGUAUAUAAAAGAAUUAUAUCAUUAAUAAUAAUUACUGUAUAAACAUUUUUAAAAAGCAGAAGAUAACAUUACAUUAUCAGAAUAUUAUGACUGGAGCUAGAGGGUGAACUCCAUUCUCAGUUAAUGGUAUUUCAACUGUACCGACAUAACAUUCUACUGUGCCCUUGGAAUGUCAACCACUUCACAUGCUAUAGCAUAGCAUUACAAUGUCCAAACAUUAACAACUUGGAGGAUACCUAACUAAAGUAAAAUUAGCAGAGUCCGACCUCUUAAGCUACGUUUAACAACCAAGACAAUAACUUCUGAUAUCGUAACUUCAACCUCUUGUUUUUUAAAAUAUCUUAUGUUAUAGGAUAAAAAGACUUCUAGUCCAACCUUCAUUAUUGUUUUCAUGUCAUUGUCUCUCUCCUGCCAUCUCUUUACUUUGUUAUAUGUCUGCUUUUCUCUUUGUUUAUCUGGAUUGUUUUAGUUAUUCUAUUUUCUUCCACCGAUCUUGAUAUAAUGUUAGUUUUUAUUUUUAAUUGGCUGGGUUGUAUUUGACAUAACUUUCUCCUACUGCCUGGUUAUCUUGAUAUAAUUUUGUGUUGUGUGCCCUUCUUAAAUCACUCCCAUUUAUUUAUCAAAAUGUUUGUUGUGUUACAGUAUAUGAAUAUCUUUAUCAAUGACUUCUGCAGUGUUCAUAUGCAAGCAGUUGACUGGUUGACCUAGAGAAAAAGGCCGAAAGUAUGAUUUUUUAAAUUUUUGUCAAAAGGAAAAAAUAAUCCAUGAAAGAUAACUCAAUUGGAAUAUUAUAACUGUACAGUACUUGAUUGAAUUGAAUUCAGACAGCUCUUAAAAUUCACUCUCCAGCAUUUGUUUUGUCAGCCAAAGUGAACCCAGAUAUCAUCCAUCGUUACUCAUCGUGAUUUUUUUUUGUCAUCUUCUCAACUCAUGCAAGUGUUCUUUCUUAAACAAUUUUUUUUGCUGAUUUUGCUAAAUUUGUUUCUUUGUCUUCUCAGUUUCCUUUGUUGUUCAUUUGCCUACAGGAAGUGCAGGAGACCUUAUACCAUACCAAAAAUUUUAUAGCCAGAGUCAGUCAGUCUGCCUCAGAUUUGAAGAGCAUUGUUAUAGACCCCUCGGGAAGAUGUUAAGUGAAGGCUGAAAGUUUGCUUAGUAUCAGUAUCAAACUUAUCAACAACCCCCUCUCCAAACUGCUGGUUUUGCCCUCCCUGAAUCCAGGUUCACACACUGAAAACAUAAUAGUUUCAGCUGACUAUACAUGAACCCCCUAGGAAGGUAGGAGGGUAUCCAAACCACAUGGUUAUGGGCUUUACCAAAUCUAGGGAUUUUUAGGAACAAUCCACUAUAUCCAGCUUAAUUCCCUCUCAGUCCGCCAUGUACAAUUAGUGAGAUAUUUAUUAACAGAUUGACCCUGGCUGACCCAAGGGGCCCAGAAACAUUGCUUAAAGGCCCCCAAUAAGUCAUCCUCUGUUACAAGAACUGCCUGUCACAGAUUCCAUUAGAAAAGGGGAUUUCAGGAUGUAUUCUUCAUUUAUAAAGAGUCAAAUGUCAUUAAUAGCUUAUCCAGUUUAUAUUAUGUUUGAUAUGCUUCAUUAUUGUCUGUUGCACGUACGUUAUGUUAGUCUUCGUGCAACAUUUAUUUUAACUUAACUUUUAUUUUCAGUGUUUUCCAUUCAUCACUUAUUUAUUUCCUUGUGUGUUUGUUGCCAUUAAGUCAUAUGCUGAACUCAACUUCCUCCUAGUUUUCCUAUUAUUUGUAUUACAGUAUUUGUUUGUUUUCUUAUUUUUACUGAUGUUAUUUCUCUUUCACUGUAUUCUCCCCUAAUCUCUCUUCAUAUUUCUGAUAGAGAUGGACAGGAUUUAUAAUUAUGUUUUGUUUUUUGUAUUUAUGUCUCUUAUAAGCUUAUUAGUGUGACUCCAUUGUAAUUGAUUUGUUUUUUAUUGUACAUUAAAAAUAAUAUCAAGCUUGUUAUAACUAAAAUGGGCUGUACAGUAUAAUUGAAGUUUGUAUAAUUCACAGACAUAAUUAUUAAAUUUCUGUACAGUACGGUAUAUCAUGUUGUAAAUCUAUAGCUUAAUUAUUAUUUUUCCUCUUCCUCUUCAUAAUAUCCUCUUGCCUCUUUUGAAACCUCACUACAUUGUUUUCCCCUUUUCUUUUAUUCUUUUUUUGUUAUUCAUGUUGUUCUUAUACCUCUUAAGUUUAUCCUCAUACUUUACCAUUCUCUGCUUCUAUUCAGCCAUACUCAAAUAGUUAAUCAAUACAUACACUUCUUGGUGCUCUUCCUCUCCAUAAUAUCAACCAUCUGUACUUAGGACAUACAAGCUGUUUUAACGUCACUCAUCAGCUAAUUAGCUGUGUCACAUUGAAUGUUUUAAUAAUGGGUAUAAUUGUGUAUAAUUGCCCAUGACUAAGGAUGAUCAUUAUAUUACCAGUAUUGUAUUUCUUCUUAUUAUUUUAGUACUUUGUCUGUUGUAUUUGCCUUUCCUCAAUUUUACUUGCCAGAUACAGCAUUUACUUACCACUGGUGGAUGAGUAAAGGGGACCCUGUUAACAUUAGUCAUAGCUCUGCCUCAGAGAACUCAGUUACCUCCUUUACUCCCAGCCGGUUUAUCCACAGUGGCCGUGUUAUCUUAAUUCUCCACAAUCUUGAUGGAUUUCCUCUUAUCAUUGUGGCACAAAUUGACAUUCAUUGUAUGUAAAGUGAAUUGUCUCCAUGUUCCACAGUUAUUGUAGCUUCCUCUUUGCUUACUACAUGACCAGUUUGGGAUAUACAUAUACAGUAUGAUGGUGUAUGCAGUUAUUAGAACAUGUAGUAAGGAUGAGGUUGUUGAAUAUAUUCUUAGUACAGUACAGUACAGUACAGUACAGUACAAUGUUCAAUAUACCUGUACUAUAAUCAUCUUUUUUUUCUCUUACUGUUUCAAUAUUUUCAAUAUGUGCUGGAUGCUUAAAUAUUAUGAAUUGAAUUGUACAAUAAUAUUUAUCUAUAUAUACAGAAGUAUUGUAGCAAGUAUAUACCAUAGUAUUUAUUGUAUACAAUAGCCAGUAAACAAACCUGAUGAUACAUAGUGGUAAAUGUAGUUGACACAAUGUUAUUACGUCUAUAUUCAAUGUAUUGGUUGUUCCUUCAUUUAACUCAAUACAGUACAUGGGGAAUACUGUACUGUAUGUAGUUGUUGAUUCAGAUUGAAAGAUAUUGAUUUUUGCAUUGAGUUUAUUUAAUUUACAAAAAAUAGCCUGUAGGUGAUAUAUUUCUAGUGGGGUAGUCAUUGAACCAAUGAAGUCAUUUGAUCAAUAUGUUAAUGAAUCAACAUGGAAACUGCCUUGAAAAAAGUAAAGAAAUUGUCCUAUCCA